AUGUUUCGUUUGGGCCGAAGUAUGCUAAGUAAUCUCAACAUUCGAAGCAUUCAGGAAAUGGUGGCAAGAUCAAGUCACCUAAAGCACUCACCAGAUUUUCAUGACAAAUAUGGCAAUGCAGUGCUUGCCAGUGGAACCUCUUUCUGUAUUGUUUCAUGGUUUGUUUAUAUUACACAGAUAGGAGUAGAAUGGAACCUAUCUCCUGUUGGAAGAGUUACCCCCAAAACUUGGAAACAUCAUUAAUUGUUAGCUAUUCAAACAGAAUUGUCUUAAAACCAACUUGGUAUGUAAGCAUUUUCUUGUUCAUUAAAAUAUAGAAGAAUUAAAGAAAUAAAGUUCAUUUGAACUUU
Molecule: messenger RNA, 350 nt
Organism: Dipodomys spectabilis (banner-tailed kangaroo rat)
Lineage: Eukaryota; Metazoa; Chordata; Mammalia; Rodentia; Heteromyidae
Product: cytochrome c oxidase subunit 7B2, mitochondrial
Exons: 1
Coding region: 1-243 (80 amino acids)
Biological process (GO): mitochondrial electron transport, cytochrome c to oxygen
Source: RefSeq, a predicted model, not a curated record